This is a messenger RNA of Drepanopeziza brunnea f. sp. 'multigermtubi' MB_m1, 2997 nucleotides long. The record is from RefSeq and is a predicted model, not a curated record. NCBI's taxonomy places the organism in Eukaryota, Fungi, Ascomycota, Leotiomycetes, Helotiales, Drepanopezizaceae.
AUGGAUUUGCCAGAUGCCGGCCUUAAUGUCAUAAAUUCUCUGGGAUUGUCGACCCCAACUUUUUCUCGUCGAAGCUCCGUAUAUAUCCCUCGCAAGAAUAGCUGGGGGACUCCGAUUCCUCCUCCUUCAAGCCGAACAGCCACCGCUACCAACGAUUCCCAGGAGGAUCUCUACGACGAUGUCAAGCUCCAAUCCACAGACGAUGACUCCAGCAGUAGCAAGAAGGGCAAUGAAGAGUGGAAUACUUUGGACAACAUCGCUGCUCUAGGACUGUCGUUCCAUGAAGAUGAGGCUCAGGUUCCCGAGCCCGUCACGCUCGAGCGGUUCUCACUCGAAAACCUGGCAAUCCCAGCGAAUGGAGACCGACCCUUCAACAAGUGGAUGAAGAGUCUUCAGAGACGUGCUACAGAUAGACGCAAGACGGUGAGCUGUGAUGUUACCGGUUCGGCUCUGGAGCACGAGCUCUUCGAAACUCCAAACUCAAGAAGGCGGACGGCUCACAAGAAAUCCUCCUCGGGCUCCUCCUACGGGUUUGUAACUGCAGUCAAGAGUGCUAGCAUAAGUCUAGCGAGCUUCAGUGUCGCUCCACGCUCGAAGAUGACUGCAGUUUCCUCUCGACACCAGAGGACUGACCGUAGUAGUAGAGCUUCCAACGUCGGUCGCACCUCCGAAGACAGCUCAUAUCUUGCUAGUGGCGUUGCGAUCGAUCAAGCUGUCACAAAUCGCUUGCUUCAACGCCGCCGAAUUCUAGAAGAGAUCAUUACGACGGAAGAGAGCUACCUAGCAGAUGUCAAGUUCCUCAUGAAUGUAUACGUAACGUUGUUGGCCUCCAUCCCAAGCCUGUCCUUGAACCUUCGAUCUUCCAUCAAUCGUAACCUCAAUGACAUUGUCGGGCUUCAUGAAGAUCUCUUGGGCGAGCUUCACAAAGUAGUCCCAAACUCCGAGUAUACUCAAGCAAGUGUGCAUACGAGAAUCUCGCCACUUCGCAAUAUGCAUCAGCGGUGGCGGAGUCUUGAUGCUGUUCCUGAGCAUACCAGUGGCGCGGCCUGGCUGCAAAAAAUUCCCGGUAUGAUAGCUGAGCCUAAAAUUGCAGCCGAGGUCGCAAAAGUGUUCGGCAAGAAGAUGAACCGGUUCUUUGCCUACGAGGAAUAUGGAGCCAAGUAUGAGAUGAUGAUCAGAGAUAUCGCCAAUACCUACCGAACUAUUCCUCAGUGGGAGACAUACCAGAAAGGAUUUGAAGCUCUCGCCUCGUCACUUGCCUCAAUCAACAACCAGCAACACAAUACGAAGAAGGCAUUGACGAUUGGAGAUCUCUUGGUCAAGCCAAUUCAACGAGUUUGCAGAUACCCUUUGCUGUUCUCGGAGCUCUUGAAGGUGACACCUGUGUGUGACUGUCCCGAUUCCCACAUGGAAAUCGAAAACGUUCUUAUCCGACUUCGAGAAGCGACGACGGAGAUCAAUCGAGCAACUGAUGACCCACGAAUGAAAGCUAUAAUUGAGAAGUCAUGGCUGUUGCAGGAUCGGCUCAUCUUUCCCGACACGACUUUUCUUCAGUCCAAGAACUACAUUCGUGCACUCGGACAUAUUCAUUUGUGUGGUGUUCUCCACGUCUCCUGGCAGACCAGAACAGGUAUUGACGGCCAAUACAUGAUUUGCCUGCUGUAUCGCGAUUUCCUCCUGUUCGCAUCAGCUCCGAAGAAUGACCAGAUCUAUACCGUUCAAGCCUGUAUUGGAUUAAGCGAGAUGCGGAUCGAGGAGAUUGACAACGGUCGAGGUAUUUCCCGAAUAUGCGCGCGGUUUCCAAGCGACCUUACUGACUGUGCUUCAGGACUCCAAUGCCACACGGCACCGUGUUCGUGGAAGCUAGUCUUCGAAUGUGAUCACCAGCUUUUCGAGACUACCAUGAGUGCAUGCUCUCCCAAAGAGGAACUUGAAUGGCGAAGCAGGUUGGCAGAUCGCUCUGGUAGGGACAGCUUUGAUGCAGGAGAACAAGCAUUGUUUACAUCUUUAUCCCUGGCCAUCAAGCCCAUGGGGACAGUUUUUGGAAAGCCAGGCACUAUCGCCCGACGAAUCUCGAUACAUAGAGCGACAACGGUAGGACCCAUGACAGGGCUCUGUCAAGUCAUCAUCAAAAACACCAACGCCUUCAAAGAUACGGCAUCGUGUGCCUCGAUCCACCGAUCCCAAUCCCUCCUCAUGACCAAUCGGAUCCCCGUGCUGGCUCCUUCCCGCGCCGAUCGCAUCCGACUCGAGACGCUCCUGGCCGAUGUCUGGACGCGCGAGAUUCUCCCCUUUCCAGGCAUGACCAGCCGCGCACGCAGCGAGCACCUCGUCCGCGCCUCGGCCAGCUCCAUGAUGCGCAAGCUCAGCGUCGCCAGCAUCGCCAGCAACUUCACCAAGCGCUCCGGCAGCAUGGCCAGUCUCCGCAUGACCUUCGAAGACGACGAGUCCGGCGAGCACGACAUCAUGCCCGGCCCCCCCAGGAGCACCCCUUCCCGCGCAGAGUACCACUCCGACCCCAUCGCCACCCUCGACCCGGACGACCCGGACCGGACCCGGGCUCGGGCUCGGGCCCGGCUGUCCGCCAUCCAGGACGAGAGGGAUCACGGGCCCCGAUCGGAAUCGUCGCUGGAUUACCUGCGUCAUGGCAGUCCGGUGAAUACGCUCCGGCGGUUGGCGACGCAGAAGGUCAAGAGCUGGAGCCACGACGGGCACCGCAUUAUCACACCGCCGCUGCGGACGAGCAGUGCGAAUAGCGUGCUGGUUAAGGGGGGACCGCCUACGCCGAGGAGUGCUAUGGCUGCGGGUUCUAUGGCUGCGAGUUCUGUGGCUACCUCGGUUAUUUCGGAGAAGAGUGAGGACAAGGAGAAUAUGCCGCAGGUCGGCUCCGGGGGCGGGAGGCAGGCGAAGAAGGAGAAGGAGAAGGAGAAGAGGGGGUUGGGGAUUGUCAAGGGGCGGACGGGGGUUGCGGAGGGGAUUAGGAAUUUCUUUCGUUGA